Molecule: messenger RNA, 1323 nt
Organism: Ananas comosus (pineapple)
Lineage: Eukaryota; Viridiplantae; Streptophyta; Magnoliopsida; Poales; Bromeliaceae
Product: isoflavone reductase-like protein
Exons: 5
Coding region: 66-1016 (316 amino acids)
Molecular function (GO): oxidoreductase activity
Source: RefSeq, a predicted model, not a curated record
GUGGUACGUAGAACUUAUCAUUUUAAAUCCGCGUUUUGACCUCCAACUAAGUUCUGCAGUUCACAAUGGAAAAAAUAAGCGAGAAUAAGAGCAAAAUAUUGGUGAUCGGCGCGACGGGGAUGAUCGGAAGGUUCCUCGUCUCGGCAAGCAUUAAGGCCGGCCACCCUACAUUCAUGCUAGUGAGGACAAACACCGUCGCCACCGAUCAUGACAAGGCUAAACUGGUGGAGGAUUUUAAAAGCCGCGGUGUCGUAGUUGUCACUGGAGAUGUACAUGAUCAUGGGAGCUUGGUGGGGGCAUUUAAGCAAGUGGAUGUGGUGAUCUCAGCAGUGGGGCACAAAUUUCGAGAGCAAUUAGCGGACCAGAUUAAGAUCAUACGAGCCAUCAAGGAAGCAGGAAAUGUCAAGAGAUUCCUUCCAUCUGAGUUCGGCUCUGACGUCGAGCAUGUUGAGUUAGUCGAGCCGGCGGCAAGUGUACUGCACACAAAAACUGAACUUCGGCAGGUAAUUAGGGAAGAAGGGAUUCCACACACUUUCGUUUGUAGCAACUGCUUCCAAGGCUUCUUCCUUCCAAGAUUCGGACAACCCGAAGCAGAACAUCCUCCUACGGACAAAGUGAUCAUCUUAGGCGAUGGAAACCCUCAAGCUAUUUUUGUUAAUGAGAACGACAUGGGCGCGUACACCAUUAAAGCCGUCGACGACCCGAGAACUCUCAACAAGACGCUCUUCAUAAGCCCGCCGGCCAACUUCUAUUCCCUCAACCAACUUGUAUCAUUGUGGGAGAAGAAAAUUGGUAGGACUCUUGAGAAAAUCCAUGUAUCCGAGGAAGAUGUUCUCAAGAAGAUACAAGAGUCCUCGUAUCCGCUAAGUUUCCAAUUUGCAAUAGCUUACUCGGUUUUUGUCAAGGGAGAGCUAACCAACCGCGCCAUUGAUCCAAGUAUUGCGGUCGAGGCAACAGAACUGUAUCCUGAGAUUAAGUACGUGAAAGUUGAAGAUUACUUGGAUUGCAUCAUGUGAUACAUUACUGCUGAGUAGUAAGAUCGAUGUGUUCUAAUUAUAUUGAUCGUAUGUAAUUGAGUGUUGACUCAACGCAACUCUAGAGUUACCUUCAGUUAUUUCUAUUUUAGGCCGUUGGUGCUGUUUUACUAUUUUGCUUAAUCAUAUUACCACGAUAGAUAUAUAUAUAUAUAUUGGCUAAGCUUACAAUAAAUUUGUGAAGUGCAUUUAUUUGUGCUUCGCUAUUAACAUAUAAGAGCUCAAUGGUGUUCACUAGUUUCACCAUUAACGUUUGCAAUACAUCUAAAUAGUUGAUUGUGUUGUGUUA